CUGGACGCGCUCGGCUCGCGGCUAGUCUGUUCUUGUGGUCCUACCUACAGUGAUCAGCUCGGUGUCUGAACCCGGCAGGAGCAGACGUUGGACGGGGAGUUUCUGGGAGAAUGCUGGUAAUUCCCAGGAAGAGACAUGGAGGAUUUGGGUGAAGUUGCUUUACCCAAAUGGUGCAAAGACUGUGGUUAUGGAGGAUCAGAGCCACAAACUCCAGAACAGAGUUUUUCUUUACAGCAGCCUUGUCAAAUGUGUGUGGGCAGCUCUGAGACCUUGAGCAAGUCAUCAAUUUCCUCAUUUGUAACAAGUGAUUUAUGGAAAGCAUCUGGUACAUGGGAUCCUCAUUCUCAGAGCACAAGCUCAGGCUUAUCCUGAACCCAGUUAAUGAUCAUACAGAGAAUCAUCCCUGAGGUUAUCUUGGAAGCCUCAUUACGUAGGUGUCUGUGGGAUCCUUCCAACCAUAUGAUAGCCAAGUUCUGCCAUCUAGGGAGUCUGCCCUUUUCCAAAAGGGGUAUCUUCAGGAGGAGAAUAUGGCUGCUCUUCUUCAGGCAGCAAAAUCCCAGGUGCUUCAGGGCUUAUCCUUCAAGGAUGUGGCUGUGAACUUCACUGAGGAAGAAUGGAGAGAACUGGACCCUGCUCAGAGAGACUUGUACAGGGAUGUAAUGCUUGAGAACUAUAGGAACCUGGUCUCCUUGGGAUUUCCAUUUUCUAAACCUGAUAUCAUCUCCCAGUUGGAACAAGCAGGAAACCCAUGGAUGCAGGAGAGAGAAGUGCUAAGAAGCAGCUGCACACAUUUGGAGACCAGAAAGUCAAACCCAAAGGAGGUAUUUUCUGAAAAAGAAUCAUGCCAGGGGAUAAGUAUGGAGAGGAGCACAGGGGCUGAUGCAAGGGCUUCCAGUUUGAAGGAAGCCUGGGGAUAUGCAGAGAUCAAAGAGAAUGGUCAAGAUAGACUCUGGAAAGAAGCAACAGUUAUCUGCAAGAAAAGAACUUCUAGAACUGAUAGUAAGCCCAAAUAUAUUGAAUCUGGCAGACGUGUUAGUCUGAAGUCAGACUUUGUUAUACAAUCAAGAUACCCUGAAGAAGAGAGACCAUAUACGUCUCAUGCUCAGGGAAGGAGUUUUAAACAGAAUUCAAAAUUAAUAAGACAUCAGAAAGAUAGCCCAAAUGAGAAAACUCUUCAGUGUAAUGUACGUAGUAAAAUAUUCAGUGAUCGCUCAGUUUAUGUUCAACAUCGUAUAGCUCAUAGUGGAGAAAACAAUUUGAAAUGUAAUCAGUAUGGGAAGACCUUUGGUCACGGUAUACACUGCACUGAACAUCAGAAAACUAAUAUUGGAGAGAAGUCUUGUGAAGAUAGAAAAGGCUAUACCUGGAACUCACACCUUACCAAACAUCAUCAGAGCGUUCAUGGUGGGAAGGAAUAUAAUGUGCAUGAAAGAGCCUUAAUUCAGAAUGCACCAUUUAUUCAACAUCAGAGAACCCAACAUGGAGAGAAACCGUAUGAAUGUAGUGAAUGUAGAAAAACUUUUGGUAAUUAUUCAGCCCUUACAGUACAUCAGAGAAUUCAUACUGGAGAGAAACCAUAUGAAUGCAAGGAAUGUGGAAAAGCCUUUAAUCAUAACGUCUCUCUUAUCCAACACCAGAGAAUCCAUACUGGAGAGAAGCCCCAUGAAUGUAAUGAAUGCGGGAAGGCUUUCAUUCAGAUAACACACUUUAUUCAACAUCAACGAAUUCAUACUGGCGAGAAACCUUAUGAAUGUAACGAAUGUGGUAAAGCCUUCAGUCACAAUUCAUCCCGUAUUGAACAUCAGUUUAUUCAUACUGGAGAGAAGCCCUAUGAAUGCAGGGAAUGUGGGAAAGCCUUUAGUCACAACUCUUCCCUCAUUGUCCAUCAGUUUAUUCACACUGGAGAGAAACCCUAUGAAUGUAGUGAGUGCGGCAAGGUCUUUAGUCAAAGCUCACACCUCUAUCAACAUCAGAGAACUCACACUGGAGAGAAACCUUACACCUGUAAUGACUGUGGGAAAGCCUUCAGUGAUCGAUCAGCACUUAUUCGACAUCAGAGAACUCAUACUGGAGAGAAACCCUACAAGUGUAGAGAAUGUGAUAAAGCUUUCAGCCAGAGCUCAACCCUCACAAAACACACAAAAACCCACACUGGAGAGAAACCUUACACCUGUAAAGAUUGUGGGAAAGCCUUCAGCCAGAGUUCAUCGCUGACGCAACAUCAGAAGAUUCAUACUGGAGAGAAACCAUUUGAUUGUCCUGAGUGUGGGAAAGCCUUCAGUAGAAGUGCCCAUCUUACUCAACAUCAGAGGAUUCACACUGGAGAGAAACCCUGUGAGUGUAAUGAAUGUGGCAGAGCCUUCAGGUGUAGUUCAGCCCUCAUUAGGCAUCAGAGACUUCACAGUGGAGAAUCACUCUGAAUGUGUGGUCAUUCAGACUCCUCACUUUGUUAAAUACCAAAGAAUCCUACUUUCAUGGGUUAUUAUAAUUGUGAUCCCCCCGCUUUUUUUGAAAAUGCUCUCCUCCCAUUUUCUCCUGCAAAGAAUUAGCUGCCAGAAUACCACAAAUCCAUGUGAAGAAAUACUGAUCUGAAAGCUGGAAUAGCCUAAGAAACCAACCAUUAAUCUUUCUGUGUGUGUGUAUUUUCAUCUGUACCUGAAAAUGACUGAUGUCACCAUGAAGUGAUUUUUUUUUCUCCUGGCCCCAGGAAUAGGCUCUUCCAACACGCAAAGGAAUUCCAGUUGUUCAAACUUGAGCUCAUUGCCCCUCCUUGUACUGAUUGGAAUACUGCCAUGUCCAAGUGAAAUGGACUCAUGGUUGAUCGUAUAUUCAAAUACCACCUUUCUAUAAAUCUUUGCCUUAAUAUACAAUCAUUCCUACCCCUAGCAGUACUGUCCUCAUUAAAAGGGCUACUUUGAA
Messenger RNA from Leptonychotes weddellii (Weddell seal), 2919 nucleotides. NCBI's taxonomy places the organism in Eukaryota, Metazoa, Chordata, Mammalia, Carnivora, Phocidae. The record is from RefSeq and is a predicted model, not a curated record.